Hydra vulgaris (swiftwater hydra) is the source of this 1710-nucleotide messenger RNA. RefSeq lists its product as uncharacterized. NCBI's taxonomy places the organism in Eukaryota, Metazoa, Cnidaria, Hydrozoa, Anthoathecata, Hydridae. The record is from RefSeq and is a predicted model, not a curated record. Gene Ontology annotation, molecular function: nucleic acid binding. Gene Ontology annotation, biological process: DNA integration.
AUGGUCAUCGUAGAGAAAAAAGAUGGAUCCUUAAGACUAUGCAUUGAUCCGAAAGAACUAAACAAGUCUGUUUUAAGACAAUACAAAACCACUCCAUCUACAGAAGAAAUCUCUAGCAAACUUUGCGGCAACAAAGUUUUCACUGUUAUAGACAUGGCUGAUUGCUAUUGGCAUAUAAAACUAGAUGAACCUUCCUCAGAGCUAUGCACAUUUAACACUCCUUAUGGCCGAUACAAAUUCAACCGCAUGCCGUUCUGCAUAUCAUGCGCAUCAGAUGCUGCACAAGAGAUGAUUGAACUUAAUUUCGGUGAUAUCCCUAAUGUUCUGGCUAUCCACGAUGACUUGAUUAUUGCAGCUAAAACAGAUACAGAGCAUGAUAAAAUUUUCCAACAAAUUUUACAACGAGCUCGUGAAAGAAACAUCAAAUUCAACCUUAAAAAAAUACAAUUUCGAGUAUCUGAGGUCAAGUAUCUUGGCAACAUAAUCAGCCAUGAAGGCACAAGAGUUGAUCCUGAAAAAACUAAAGCCAUAUCUGCAUACCCAUUGCCUACAUGUCAAGCAGAUUUGCAACGGCUCUUAGGAAUGGUCAACUACCUGCGACAAUUCAUCCCAAAUAUGUCAGAGAUAACAGCUCCCCUUCGCCAGCUGCUUAGAAAAGACAUACACUGGUCAUGGAACCAUGAACAUACCAGUGCUAUGGAAAAAAUUAAACAGUCUAUCAUAGCAGAACAGAGAUAUGCCCAGAUAAAGAAAGAACUUUUAGCAAUAGUUUUUGCUUGUGAACGCUUCAACCAAUAUACCUAUGGGCGACAGGUCUCACUAGAAAGUGAUCACAAACCUCUUGAAUAUAUCUUGCACAAGCCGCUGUCAGAAGCACCACCUCGCAUACAAAGACUUCUAAUAAGACUCCAAAAAUAUCAAGUUAUAGUAAAAUAUGUUCCAGGAAAAGAUCUACACAUUGCAGACUCUUUAUCACGUGCUCACCUCAACAUUUUUGACGAGGAUGAUAGCCUAAAUGAGGACUGCAGCGUUAUGGUCCACACUUUAGUUCAAAAUUUGCCAAUAUCAACAGAUAGACUAAAACAAUUGGAGCACGACACUAAAAUUGACCCUGUACUCUCUCAAAUAACAAACUAUAUAACUUAUGGUUGGCCCCGAAACCGACAAAUGCUCUGUGGUAAAGAAAAGAAAUAUUGGACCAUCAGAAACAACUUACACAUAGCAGAGGGAAUAAUUUUAAAAGAAAAUAAAAUAGUCAUACCAACUGAUAUGAGACCCCUUAUAUUAACACAGCUUCACUUAUCACACCUUGGCACCGAAAAGACGAAAGCUAGAGCUCGAAACGUUGUUUACUGUCCAGGACUUACAAGCGACAUUGAUAAACUAAUACUUAAUUGCCAUAAAUGCCUUAAAUACCGUAAUCACAACAAAAAGAAAAAAAUCAUUCAACACGACAUUCCUGACUUACCGUGGAGUAAAGUAGGAUCAGACAUAUAUGAGUUGCAUGGAAAAAUCUAUGUAAUUGUUAUAGACUACUUUUCUAAAUUUAUAGAAAACAGUGUCAUUCCUGACAAAACGGCAUUUUCUGUAAUCAAAUUUAUGAAAACCAUAUUUACUCGUCACGGAAUACCUUCAAGUCUCAUUGCCGAUAACAACCCCUACAACAGUGCAGAAUUCCUUAACUUCUCAAAAGAAUAUGGAAGAAAGUGA